Molecule: messenger RNA, 402 nt
Organism: Eruca vesicaria subsp. sativa (arugula)
Lineage: Eukaryota; Viridiplantae; Streptophyta; Magnoliopsida; Brassicales; Brassicaceae
Source: the annotation of a GenBank genome assembly
AUGGCGGCACCUUUCACGUUGAGGAAGAUCGGAGUUCCACCGAACUCAGCGAACUUGACGGAAGCUCGACGCCGUGUAUUCGAUUUCUUCAGAGCUGCGUGUAGAUCAAUCCCUACCGUCAUGGACAUUUACAAUCUCCAAGAUGUUGUAGCGCCUUCUCAGCUUCGGUUCGCGAUCUCUGCUCAGAUUCGGAAUAACGCUCACGUCACCGAUCCUAAGGUGAUUGAUCUUCUUCUGUUCAAGGGAAUGGAAGAGCUGACUGACAUAGUGGAUCACGCAAAGCAGCGUCACCACAUCAUCGGUCAAUACGUCGUCGGUGAAGGUCUCGUGCAGAAUACCGGAAGUAAGGAUCAAGGAAAAUCUGAUUUUCUCAAGAAUUUCUACACCAGCAACUACUUUUGA